This is a messenger RNA of Coregonus sp. 'balchen', 5672 nucleotides long. The record is from the annotation of a GenBank genome assembly. Lineage: Eukaryota; Metazoa; Chordata; Actinopteri; Salmoniformes; Salmonidae.
GUGAUUGACAUCAAGGAGAAACUGAAGCUGUUCAAGAAGUUCUGGUCCAACCUGCCUGAGGACGUCUGCCAGCCACACAGGGUGACAGCAGGGAAUGCCACCGAUGAUGACCAGUGUUGGAAUGGGCACACAAAGGGCAGGUAAGACUGGACUACAGUAAGUGUUUGCACCCGAACACAGGCUGCUUACCCCGAACACUUGGGUAAACUAGCACUAAAUUACUUCCACAAUAUGUCUGAUCCCUGAAUUAAGAACCAUUCUGAUUGUGUAUUUUGCACUGGCCCAAAUACGACAGCUAGCUAUUGCAGAGCCUUGACAUUUCUGGCUGUGGCAUUGCAAAACAAGUGGAAGACAAACACUGCUAUGAACUCCAAAGUCCUCAGAGGAGUUUGGAGAUAUAAAACCACCCGACCAAACUGAGUCUUAACAGAUGCCUUCCCUGGAGAAGCCCUUUAAAGCUGAAAUUCGCAGACUGUGGGCAACCCCAGGCCGCCUCACUUCUUCUGUUGUUUUUUCACUUUGAAGGAAAACAUUGGGGUUGAGCCCUGAGCCGCCUUGGGCUGGCCUUCUGGACAAGGUGUGUCUUUGCACUAAAUCAUGCCCAAUCGAAUGACCCUGCUGGAGCAUGGCUCCGGAGCUGGAGAGGAAGGGAAAGUCACUUGCAAGCUACAGCCGCCAGAAACAAACACACAGCAGACGAAGCCAAUAAGCUAUCUAACUUGUUUGCAGAUAAACUGUCUUGGUAGCAGGGACAAUGUUUUCAGAAAAUGUUGACAGAAUUACUUUUAUGACUAACGUAGUAAAGUAACACGUUACUUUUUCAAAUUGGGUAAUAUUAUUACGGUUACUUUGUCAAAGAAUCCGAUCUCGACUUGUUUCCUCAUUUUGUUCUCGAGCGGAGAAAGACUGUUUGGAGAAAGCUGCUGUCCAUAGAAAUGCAUAGAGGGCACACCUCUGAUCUUUGCCAUUGAUCGCUUCUGUGAUGGCAAAGUCCAUAGAUGGCUCUCCCUCGUCUAUUGGCAAGAGUGCCCUCUAUUACAUCUCUAUGGGUCCUACAUGCAUUCUAUACCAGAACUCACGGCUCGAGAGGAAUAUUUUCAAUGAAAAGAUACGAAAUCUGCAUAUAUGGCUAAUUAAGCAGCCCAAACGAUAGCACAGCACUUGUAUACUAGCACAGGAAAGCAGCGCCACAGAUGAAAGGAGAAACUAGUGAUCAAACCUGUGUUUGUAAGUAGCAUAUGUUUGGUCGAGAGACUCGCCUUGUUCCCUCCAGCAGAUUAUGUAGAUUUUUUUAAUGAAAGUAAUAUAAGUAGUAAUAUAACGCGUUAUUUUCCACACAAAGUUAUUGUAAAGUAACACGUUACUUUUGUUAAAUGUAACUUAACUAAAGUUACUAAUCCCAACACUGCUAGGUAGGAAUCAAUGCCGUAAAUAGGCAGGCAAUGUGACAUAGCUAACUAUUUUGGUCGAUUUAGCAAACAAAUCAUUAUUGAAUCACGGAGCAUAACAGAAAAUGCAUACAGCAUUUCUUACCUCUCUUUCAGUGUUGGGGUUUGCACAACCACAACUUGUACAGCCUCAGGUUCCCUCUAAAUCAGACCGUCUCCACCAGUAUCUCCCUGAAAAAUAGAUGUUUGUGUGAUGUUACUGUACCGGAUUUAAUAGCUGAUGCACUUUUUGGGGUGGUCCUGGGCCUAAAAUGCUGUCGACCACCCAGCUAGCUAGCAUUAUCAUCUACAAACCAAACCCACUAAUGUUAUCAUGUCAACAAUCUGCAUAUCAAGCUUUAGCUAGCUAGCUAAUGUUAGCUAGUUGAAAUAAAGGCAUUUGGGCAUCUUGUGGGGUUUAUGCAGUGUAGCUACAUGAUGCAGCUAUCGUUAGAUUUGUUUGAGUACAAAACAGUCAGAAUACAGAAGAUGUUAGCUAGCUAAGUAGCCAUGUUAGCUAGCUUGAACAUUGAACACACUAAGGUUAGCAGCUAACUUAGCAAGCAGACUAAAAACACAAUCCAACACUUACCUACCAGUCCAUGAGAACAGUGGAAAUGUCAGCUUCACACUUCCAACCUUUCAAUGCUCGCCACCUUUCAAAAUUAAUUCCAAUAUUUAUCUGGUUUUAGGAUUGGUCAUGAGCAGUCUUUUUCUCGAAUUUUUUUCUCUUUUGGGGUCGAUUCAGAUCCAAGAACCAAGGAUGAUGCAUCUUUAAUGUUGGUUUUAAUUUGCUUUGAUGUCUUUUUAUAACCAGCAUGAUGCCUCGUUGCUCGAAUUAAUUGCAUUAGCAGCCAAAAUGUUUGAAAACUGAAGUUAAAUUCUGCUUUGUCCCAAAAGGGGAGACUAAUAAACUACUGUUAUUCCAAAGUCAUAAUACAACUUUUACUUUUAUGUGCAUAUUACUUAGUGACCUUGGGACUAUAAGGUUCUAUCUUCGCAAAUCAUAGUUCUGAGAUAUUGAGCAUCAAAGUUUUCACAUCCCAGAUCUCUGAACUGUUUUGUAGUGAAUUCUUAUUUCAUAACCCAUUAACGUUCUCACCUUAAAGGUACCUAAAGUGCAUAGUAUCAAACUCCUGAGAUGUUUGUAAAUCCGUUUUUUUAGGGGGGUGCAAUCGCAGAUAGAACCUUAUGGCUCUGAAAUGUCAAUCUGUGUUCAGCCAUAAGGUUCUUUCUGACAAUUGUUCCGUUUUUAAGACUACUGUAGCUAUUUGAAUACAUAACUGAUAGAAUAACACUAUUUUACCAAGAUAGAGUCAGAACACAUCAUCAAAUACAUUAAGACAUGUAUUAUGAUCAUCAGACAAAUUACUUUAAUCACUGAACAACGAUGUGACAACAUUUACUUUAUGAUUUCUGACAGCGUUGUUUUUUUUUUGCUUGCCUGCCGUUACUGCUGCCUAGACUAGCCUAGACCAUACUUAGAGGGACAUGGCAAAGACGUGUUCGGAUUGGUCCGUUGGUAUUUGUUCAGGCUUGUAAUUGGAUUGCAAAUAGAACUUUAUAGUGCCAAGUUCAAAUGGGUUUAUGCAGAUAGAAUUUUCUAGUUUUUCAUUUGUUUCACUUAAAAUGUUAUUUUACGAAAAUCGAACUUCACAGACAUAUGAAGAACCAUCUAAAGAUAAAUUAUAUGUGACUAACUUAUUUUUGACAAAAAAAUCAGAUAUAACCUUAUAGUCCCAAGGACUCAACUUGCUGGGUGACUUCACUUGAGUAAUAUUAAUAGCAUUGCUCAUUUCUGUUUCUCAUUCAGUUAUUAUGAAUGUAAUAUUUAGUUGUGUCCUGUGUGUAUGAUAAUUACAUAGAGGUUGCAUUUAUCCCAGCGUUCUUGAAUUGUGAAUUGUGAUCGCUUCCCUGUCUUUCUUGAUAUGCCAGGCUGUCAAGCUGCAGAAACAUACUUCCCCUACUGGUUUUCCUACGGGUUUGAACACCCAACGGUUGAGAUAGAAACAUAACUGAAGAUGCUGAAGGCACUGUUACCAUGUAAACAAGCAUCAGUUUUGUUGCCUGACCAAUAUAACCUGUGAUUGGUUGUGUGGGUGUUCCAAAUAGGUUGUCAGACAGAUGUUUAGAAAGCAUAUUAUGUUGUUGUUGUUUUGCAUUAGUAAAAUGGUAGGAAAACAGAUUUUUGUAACAGCUCAUGUCUUGUUUGAGAGUUUAGGUUUUUAUCAGGUUUUAAUUCAAAUAUGAUAUACAAACAGUAUACCUCUUGGUGUGUUGUUAUCCAAAGCUGUCCGACUGUUUCAAAGCAGACAGGUGGAUGUGGGGAAACAAAGGUAUUGUUGGGUGAUGAAGGAUAGCAUUGCACAGCCUUGGCUUGGUGGCAGUGGCGACUGAGUUGUGAAAUUAACAGGAAGUGACCCCCGUAACAAUUUCCCUGGAGAAAUAUCUUCAAAGUAUGUCAACACACCCCGAGACGAGUGCCUUUCAAGAGCUCACUCUACUCACCCUGGUCACCCCUGACAGACCUGUGCUAUUCCUUCCAGCCUGUCAGAAGGAGAGCAGAGGACAAAAACAACGCUGUAGAGAGUGACGUGGCGGGUUCAGCCUUUGUCUUUGUCCUGUCUUAUCCAACUGGAGGGUGCAGAGCCCACAGCCUCUGUUCCGGAGAAUUCUGUUUGACAGACACAGCAUGCAGGGGAGGCCAGACCAGACUAUAAUGAGGCUGUCGAGUGUCAUUAACUGCUCUGUCAUUACUCUCAUUCACCCCAAGUCUCUGUGUUGCUCCAAUGUUCCACAUGAAAUGUUCUACUAAUUGCCUAACAAAUUGGUGUUUGCCUCAGUGUGCAUAAGAUAUGAUUUCUUUAAAAAAACUGUUGCAUGGGUAACUAUGGAAACUCUUUUUAAUAUGCAUGAAAUGAAAAGGCAUGGUUUUUGUCUGGCCUGACAGGUAUUUCCCAGAGGUUCUGAAAGAUGGAUUGACGAAUCAGGUGAAUAACCCUGAGGUGGGCGUGGACAUCACCAGGCCGGACACGUUCAUUCGCCAGCAGAUCAUGGCUCUGAGAGUGAUGACAAACAAGUUAAAAAAUGCCUACAAUGGUAAUGAUAUCUACUUUCAAGACUCAAGUAAGUAACACUCCACAGUGUUUUAAAAAAAAAAAAAAAAAAAUAUAUAUAUAUAUAUAUAUAUAUAUAUAUAUACUGUAUAUAUAUUAUAUUGUUAGAAAAGUAGUCAUGCAUUGUUUCAUAGUAUUGAAAAAAAAAAAAAAAAAAAAGGAUUUUGUAGUUAAACUUUUUCAUGUUUAAACACUGCACUAAUUUCUUCUGUAUUCAUGUUUUCACUUUAACGUUGAAAGUCUGUAUUUUAUAUCAAUAGGCCUCUCUUCGUUAGUUCCUCUCUCUGUUAGUUCCUCUCUUUGUUAGUUCCUCUCUCUGUUAGUUCCUCUCUUUGUUAGUUCCUCUCUCUGUUAGUUCCUCUCUUUGUUAGCUCCUCUCUCUGUCAGGUCCUCUCUCUGUCGGUUCUUCUCUCUGUCAGUUCCUCUCUGUUAGUUCCUCUUUCUGUCAGUUCCUCUCUGUCAGUUCAUCUUUGUCAGUUCUCCUCUCUCUGUCAGUUCCUAUUUCUGUUAGUUCCUCUCUCUUAGUUCCUCUUUGUGUCAGUUCCUCUCUCUGUCAGUUCCUCUCUCUGUCAGUUCUUCUUUCUGUUCGUUCAUUUCUCUGUUAGUUAAUCUCUCUGUUUGUUCCUCUCUCUGUCAGUUCCUCUCUCUCUGUCAGUUCCUCUCUCUGUCAGUUCCUCUCUGUCAGUUCUCCUCUCUCUGUCAGUUCUUCUUUUUGUUCGUUCCUCUUUCUGUUAGUUCCUCUCUCUGUCAGUUCCUCUCUCUGUCAGUUCCUCUCUCUGUCAGUUCCUCUCUCUGUCAGUUCCUCUCUCUGUUAGUUCUUCUUUCUGUUAGUUCCUCUCUCUGUCUGUUCCUCUCUCUGUAUAUCUAUGGACAGCUCAUUGUGCUCUGUGUCUUCUUGUGCUGUUGUCCAGGCGAUGAGGGCAGUGGCUCAGGCAGUGGCAGUGGCUGCACGGAGGCCUGCGUCACUGAGUUUGACUUUUCCAGCACCGAGGCUCCGGUAGUGGGAGCAGACCGGAGCGGGAGUGGCCCGGUGGAGGAUUCAGCAGCAGCCACACACCCUGCCCCCUCAGCAGCCCUGCCAGCCAGCCUGGCCCUCUCAGCCCUGGCACUGCACAGGCUAUGGAGAUAA